Messenger RNA from Ornithorhynchus anatinus (platypus), 2184 nucleotides. Its product is annotated as collagen alpha-1(I) chain-like. NCBI's taxonomy places the organism in Eukaryota, Metazoa, Chordata, Mammalia, Monotremata, Ornithorhynchidae. The record is from RefSeq and is a predicted model, not a curated record. The coding region runs from base 1 to 2184 and encodes 727 amino acids. The transcript is spliced from 6 exons.
AUGGCCCCGAAAUACUUUAAAGGCUCAAUGACAAAUCAAUCUCACGAUCGGCUCAACCCUGACCACGGACACCAACAGAACCGAAGCUACCGAAGGUCAACGGGCGAUCUCCGACUCCCGUCUUCUAGGAGAGCGCGCCUCGGGAGGCUCACCUCCGGAGCCCCGCACGAGGCGGCUAACGGAGGAAAUCCCAAGAAUCCCCCAACCGCCGACGGCCCCUCGGCCGGCAGGGGUCACGCCCCGCCGCGGCGAUCCGCCGGUCUCUCUUUCACGUCCCCAUCUGAGAUCCGUCCAGCGUCGCCCCGGGGCGAACGCUCCUCCCGGCCGCGUACCAAGUUCGGUCGGCCCUCUCGUGAAGAAGGGCGGGCGGCGCGUCACCCGACGACGGAGGGCUGUCCGGAAGGCGAUCUAACUCCUCCCGACAUCCGCCUUCGGCCAGAGGCCACACAGGGCAGCAGGACGCAUCUCCGACGACACCCGAAGCCGCGGAACGACCGGCUCUCCCUCCGCCAGCACGCUCCGCAACAAAAGAAGGGACCUCGGGGAAUCUUCCCUCUGGGCGCGGCGCCCGGGAACCAAGGGAGGUCGGGCGUGUCGGCCUCCCGUCGUCCGAAUCCGACGGGCCCCAGGGGCCCGUCGUCCGCCGAGACGCCCUCCACUCGGCCGAGACUCCCGGCCCGCGACCUCUCCCCUCCGCCAUCUCCCACCGGGACGGGGUCUCCGCACCUCCCUCUCGACGUCCACUCCUCCCGCCGUCGGGUCGACGGCGCAGAGGGGGGCGCCGGGCCGUCGCCCUCCGAGAGCCGAGGCCCGACGCGCCGUCCGGUCCCACGGACGAGGCCGGGGCCGCCGGGCCCCGCCGUCGGCUCCCGAGAUCCGGGGCCCAUCCUUCAACGGGGUGUCGCCGUCGCCUCGGCGGGCGGCCACCGAUGGCCGGACAGAGUUUCCCCCCACCCCUCGGUUACCGCAAAAUUACACAAAGGGGCUUUUUAUGCAACUGGGGGUGGGGAGGGGGGAGCGUGGCGCCCAGGGCGAGGGCCUCUGUUGGCCUUUCCCGGAGACGGCGGGCGAGCUCCUGGGGGUCAAGGGUUCAGGGAGGGGAAGGGCGGGCCGGUCCUAAGGGCCUGGCCGGUCCCCGAGGCCCGCUCGGGCGGGGGGCGAUCCGGGGGUCCCGGGGGGCGGGGGGGAGGGGGGGGCCGGCUCGGCCCAGACCCACGCAGACACUCAAACCCUCCCGGCGGGCGGAGGGUUUGGAGCAGCGGGGCGGACACCGAGCGGAGCGCGGCCGUUGUGCGGCGCCGCCGGGUUCCCCCCCCAGGACCGGCUCCCUCUCCGCUGCCCCCCCCAGGACCGGCGCCCUCUCCGGCGCCCCCUGCCGGCAGGGCCGAGCGCAGGCCCGGGCACAGCGGGGGGCACAGCGGGGGGCACAGCCGGGGGGCACAGCCGUGGGGGGGGCGGCCCGGCCGGACAAGCGGCGGUCGGGGCAGCCGGGGACCCCCGAUAUCCCCACGCCUCCCCCGCCCGGGGCCAACCACAACCUGCUCCCAACGGCCGCGCCGACACCGACCACCCCCCCACGGACCCGCGGGGGGGGGAUACAAGUCCGUCCCGUCAGCGUCUCAGCAGCUCGCGGCCGCAGCCCGCAGCCCGCAGCCCGCAGCCGCCGCCGCCGCCGCCGCUCCCGCUCCCCACAUCCAGACAUCCAGCCCCGGGAAGCCCAGACCCGGGGGGUCGCUCCCCCGGACCCUCCGGGGGCCAGCUCAGGUCCCCGGCACCGACGGUGGGGCGGCGAUGAAUAUGCGGCACCGUCUGCACGAGCCGCCGCCGCCGCCGCCGCCGCUCCCGCUCCUCCUCCUGCCGUGGCUGCCGGAGGAGGGGAGACGGUGCGAUGGAGAGAGCGGAGCAGAGGAGAGAGGACCAGGAGACGGAGCAGUGGAGAGAGGAGCAGGAGACGAGACGGAGCAGAAGACGGAGCGGAGCGGAGCGGAGCAAAGCGCGCCCACCUCCCUUCCCCGCCCCGCCCGCUCGCUCGCUCGCCGCAUCCGCCGGGUCCCCGGGCGUCCGGCUCCGCCGAGGCCCGAAGAGCUCCGGACGGACCCCGCCCCAACGGCAGCCGACCGGACCGGACCGGACCGGACGGGCUGGGGACCGGCCGCCGGCCGCCACCGGGAACAGCCGCCCUAA